Didymodactylos carnosus is the source of this 267-nucleotide messenger RNA. NCBI's taxonomy places the organism in Eukaryota, Metazoa, Rotifera, Eurotatoria, Philodinida, Philodinidae. The record is from the annotation of a GenBank genome assembly.
AUGUUUAGUACAUGGUUAAACCAAAUGAUAUUGUUGGACAAUGUGUUGACACGAUCAAUUGAAAUGGUUAUUGGUAUGAUGACUAUAAUUACAUGUGGAGCUACAUAUUGUCCAUUGAAUCCAAAUGAGCCAGUAGAAAGGCUGUCAGUAUUAGUUUCAGAUUUAGAUAUUGAUGUCUUAAUAUUACAUACACAAACAAAAUUAAAAUGGAAUUCAAAGCAAGAUUUAAAGUGGUAUUCAGCAGCAACAGUUGCAACAAUCUUCUGA